Molecule: messenger RNA, 1859 nt
Organism: Eutrema salsugineum
Lineage: Eukaryota; Viridiplantae; Streptophyta; Magnoliopsida; Brassicales; Brassicaceae
Exons: 4
Coding region: 58-1566 (502 amino acids)
Source: RefSeq, a predicted model, not a curated record
UUUGUUGCUUCCGAGUUUCUGCUCUUCGGCGGGAGAAAUUGGAGACGAUAUUCGACUAUGGAAGAGUUAGAUAAAACGACGGCCUUGAAGAAAGCUUACGCGGAGAUUAUUCUAAACACGACGAAGGAAUCGGCUGCUAGGGUUAUGGUUUCCGACAGAAAAUCAGCUCGGUUUCACCACGAUCUCUGCGGAACCAAGGAUGAGGCUCUUCGUCUCCUUGUCCGAUUGAAACAGAUGAUAGAUGCUAAGAAAAUAGAAGGAGAGAUUACAUCAACAAACCAGCAAAGGCAGAUUGAUGUGCUUGAAGCUCAGCUUCAAGAGGCUGAAGAUAUUAUUACUGACCUGAGGUCAGAGUUGAGAUGGGUGAGAGACAGAUUGGAGAAAGCAAAGGUUUAUGAUUCGCAGGUGCGAAAUGCAGUGAACAAGGAAGAAGAAACGAUUCCUGCUCAGAAGGCUGAUUCUGAGGUUGUUGUUGUUGGAACUUUGCAUCCUAAUCAAGAGGUUGCAGAUACUUGCCUCUCUGUCGUGAAUGACCCUCUUCCGGAUCUUAGCUCAUUGCAUGAUGUUGAAUGUGAAAAUGACGAAAAGAAGUUUGACGGGUUGAGUGUUAAUGCCUUUAAAGGAAGUGAUGCUUGUGAGUCUGAAGUGGAAGCCAAUAUCAUAAGUAAAAAGCUUGAGCUUUCUAGAAAUGGUUGUACACAUAGGAUCCACGCUUUGGAAAGGAAAGUUCUGGAGAGGAAUUCAUCUUCUUCUGCAAACGAAGCAGAACAAGGCAUAAAUGAAAAGGAUAGUGAAGAAAACUUGAGCUCAGGUAAAGUGAACGGCCAUGAAGCUGGCACUUCGGGAAGCACAAGAUCUCUUGUUCUUGCUCUUAGAGCCAGUAAUGCAGAGGUGUUAACAAAGCCUUCAAAUGCAUUAGGAAUCAAGAAAACCAGAAAGUCACACAAAUUACGUCGAAGGAGAAAGAGGAGGUGGGGAAAGCCAAAAGCUAAAUCAGUUAGGUCUCAAAUUCAGCUUAUCAAACCUUGUCAAUCUCAGUCUAAUCUGAUAAAGCCGCUUCAUCGUUUGGAUCCCGGGUUAACUUCAGUUAAAAGCAAUGUGGAUCCGACUUCAGGAUCCACAAAUGUUACUAUGGUCAGUGUGACUGCAAGAAAUCAAUCAUCAGACAAAGACUUAAAAUCAAGAGAUGAAGAUGUGUUGGUAAGAUCUGUGGGUGAAGAAGAUAGUGUGGUUCCAUCUACCAAAAUGGGUUCUGAGUUGGUCAAUAUGGAUUCUGACUUAAAAGUUACUGCAGCAGUAUCAGAUCAAAUCAGUGAGCCUCUAAGAGCCAAUGUAAAUCGACUUGUGAAGUAUACAUUUCAAAGGAAACGAAAGAGAGGGUCUUCAAAUGAAAAUGAUGAAAGUAAUAACCUUCCAUUCAAAAGAGAGGUUGAGGAGAAAGAACACAACGCGCAACACCCAAUUAAACCCACUUUGAGUAAUGAACCAUCCAGAGAAACCCCACGAUUAGCUGAGGUUGCCACAAAGGGGAACUCUUUGAGAACAGAUUUAUCAACUAAAGCUUAAGCUGAGAAGUAUGUAUCGAUCUUGGCACCUUAAGGAUUAUAUUUUUAACUUCAGCUUAUCUGUGACAACCCAGUGUUCUUGAGUCAUUGGAACUUGGAAAGGAGAGUGUUUUUCUCAGGGUACUAAGUUGUUAUUAUUAGCUAUUAUAACCGUAGUAGUUCAUGUGAUUGUGGGGUUUUAAGAUCUAGUGAAACGAGGGAGAAGAAUCACAACCAAUAUGUGAGUUUUGAAAGUGUUAACAAGUCUAACUUAAUUUUUGAAAUUGUCAAAAAUCUGACCAGUUUGGUAUUGUU